Molecule: messenger RNA, 1053 nt
Organism: Acanthosepion pharaonis
Lineage: Eukaryota; Metazoa; Mollusca; Cephalopoda; Sepiida; Sepiidae
Source: the annotation of a GenBank genome assembly
AUGCUUCCACUCCAUAGACUGCCGUUUGGACUCAGGCUCAUAGGGCCAAUCCCAUAUCACGUCACAUGUGACCACCUUCUUCAGAAAAUCAUCACCAUCCUUCUCAUAGCGGGAGAGACACUGCUGGGACAACUCGACCCUCCUUCUCUUUGUGCUCUGCAAAUUGUCCACAUUCCUUUUAUUAUUAUUCUCCACCGAUUUCUUCUUCUUCUUCUUCUUCUUCUUCUUAAUCACCUUCUUCCAUAUUUGUACUCAUUCCUUUUAUUCUUCUUAUUCACUUUCUUCGAUUUCUUCAUCUUCUUAAUCACCUUCUUUCAGAAUUGUACUCAUUCCUUUUAUUCUACUUAUUCACCUUCUUCGAUUUGUAAUCAUUCUCCUUCUUCUUCUUCUUCUUCUUCUUCUUCUUCUUCUUCUUCUUCUUCUUCUUCUAGAUUUACAAUCAUUGCUGUUUGCACUUCUUCACCAUUUUCGAAAUGUGUACUUAUUCCUUUUCGUUUUCUUCUUCUACUUCGCCUUCUAUUCCUUUUUCUUCUAUUUUUACUCGUUCCUCUUUUUCGUUUUCUCCGAGAUUUGUACUCAUUCCUCUUCUUUAUCUUUUUCUUCGAAAUUUGGACUCAUUCUUCGUCUUCAUCAUCUUCUUCUUCUUCUUCAAGGUUUGUACUCAUUCCCCCGCUUCUUCUUCUUAUUCAAGAUUUGUACUCGUUCCUCCUCUUCUUUUUCUUUGAGAUUUGUACAUAUUCCUCUUCUUUUCCGAGAUUUGUACUCAUUCCUCCUCUUCUUCGAAAUGUGCAACCAUUCUUCUUCUUCUUCUUUUUUUUUUCUUCUUCUUCUUCUUCUUCUUCUUCUUCUUCUUCAGUGAUAGUUGUGCUUAUUCGCCGCCCUUUUCAUUUGUUUUUAUUCCCUCUCUUCUUCUUCCUUCAGAUUUCUACGCGUUCCUCUUCUUUUUCUUCUUUGAGAUUUCUAUCCCAUUUCGCUUAUUUUUUUCUAUCCAUUCUCCUUUUUCUUUUUGUUCGUCUUUUAUUUUAUACUCAUUCUUCUGCCUCUUCUUCUUGA